Molecule: messenger RNA, 1216 nt
Organism: Saccostrea echinata
Lineage: Eukaryota; Metazoa; Mollusca; Bivalvia; Ostreida; Ostreidae
Product: translin-associated protein X-like
Exons: 4
Coding region: 49-873 (274 amino acids)
Cellular component (GO): cytoplasm; nucleus
Molecular function (GO): RNA binding; sequence-specific DNA binding; RNA endonuclease activity
Source: RefSeq, a predicted model, not a curated record
UGAAAAUGAAAGUAGGUCGGGUUCGUGAUUCAUAUCAAAAUUUUCUUGAUGGAAGACUGUUUGAGAAAGAAACCCAAAAUUGGGAAAACUGGGGAGGAUGUUGAUGAAAAUAAUUACAUAAUUCAGCAGUUCCAAGAAUAUCAAAAGGAGCUGGACUUCCGUCAUGAUAAACAUGAACGCCUGGUAAAACUAAGUCGAGAUGUCACAAUUGAAAGCAAAAGAGUCAUUUUUCUAAUGCAAAGAAACUCAGGGUCAGAUAAAAAUAAUGAGAAACUGGAGCAGGCAUGGAAAAAGAUUCGAGACAUCCAACAACAGAAGUUUUUACCGAUGGCAAAAGAGCUUCAUGGAGAGGAUCCAUACCAGUUUUUGAGAGCUUAUUCUGCAGGUCUGCAAGAGUACAUCGAAGCUGUAGCCUUUUAUCACUACCUCAAAAGCAAGACACUUGUCAGUUUGGACCAAGUACAGGCAGACUUAAAUUUUAUAGUGCCCUCUAGUGACACAGAGAAUUCUCAGGAGAAGACAAUCAGUGUUCAUGUUCCUCCCUCUGAGUACAUUCUGGGUCUGGCUGAUCUUACAGGGGAACUUAUGAGAUUUGCUAUCAAUAGUGUGGGUUCUGGUGACUUGGACACACCCAACAAUGUUUCUGCUUAUUUACGUAACAUGUUGGGAGGAUUUGAAUCUGUGGGCCAGGUAUCCAGAGAAAUGAACCGUAAGGUCAGCACCUUAAGACAGAGUUUAAGGAAGGUGGAGGCAGCAUGCUAUACUCUACAGAUCCGGGGUUCAGAGAUUCCUAAAGAGAUGCUGAAGGAUGUGUUCAGAUCAGCACCAGUAGGAGAAAUGUCUUACUUAGAUGAGCGAGAUAUUGAUGAUUGAAGAACUUUUAAACAGGACCGGGAGUUUAUGAACUGAGUCUACCAGGGAACUCACUUCUUCUCUUGGUUGCAUUUUCACUUGAUAAAAAAAAAUAAUACUGUUGAAAGACUGUAUGGGCCAAGGCAUUAAUGGCCAAAGAAAACUCAUGUACAUAGUACAGUGAAGAGUAUUUAGUUUCCCUUAUUUCUUGCAACAGGUCCAGUUCUUGUUCAGAUAUUUCAAGGUUCAGGUACUACUGGGUAUAUGUACGAAAGAUGUACAUAUUAUUUGAACUAUGUUAUCUUUCUGCAUAAAAUUGAUCAAUUUGUUAUCACAGAGAGAAAUAAAUAAGAAAGCACUUUUA